Molecule: messenger RNA, 1689 nt
Organism: Lathyrus oleraceus (garden pea)
Lineage: Eukaryota; Viridiplantae; Streptophyta; Magnoliopsida; Fabales; Fabaceae
Exons: 5
Coding region: 233-1294 (353 amino acids)
Source: RefSeq, a predicted model, not a curated record
UAAACUUUUUAGGCCUUCUUAAAUAUGUCAUUGCAUAAAUUAAUUUCUUGUUCUUCUAACAACUCUCACCUAUAAAUAAAAGUAGUCUCUCGCAAUAACUUCCUCAAGGGACUUAUAUCAACCAAAAAUAAAGUGUCAGAUGAAGGGACACACAUGUUUUCCUUAUCUAAGUAACACUCAUUAAACCUUCUCUCUACCUUACCUAUUUGAUCAUUACCAUUCAUUCUUUAUCAUGGCUGUUGACCUACACACUAGUGGCACUCAUGACUCAUCGUUUCCUUAUGAUUCGUUACUCCCGCCAUCAACGGUCAUUACUCACCCCAACAACUUCAACUUUAACGGUUCAGAUUCAAAUCCACACUCCCUUAUUUCUCGUCAAAUUAGAUCGCAUACAUCUACAACUCCACUCCCUCAUCAACUAACCCAACAACACAUGAAGAUGUCUCUUCAACAAGACCACAAUUUCUCUUCCUCAUGCAUUGCUUCCGAGGAUUUGGAAUCGUUGAAGCCAUUGGAAACAUGCUGGUCUCAACAAUCAUCUUUUUGGUCACCGUUGUACUCAAACCAUGGUAGUCCUGAAGGUUCUUUGUCUCCUACGGAACCUGCAAACAGCCAUGACUCUGAUUGCCAUAACGUGGUUAAGAUGCUUGAGAAGAUGAGAUUCGAAGAUAACGGAAGUUCGGAUUUCCAAACUGAUUUACAAUCCCAUGUUGGAGUCGGUUCAUCACAUGAAUAUCUCCUUAACCAACAAAUACGAGCUAAUCAAUUGUCUCGACUCAGGCAAGAGCAGAUUCUGUGUUUAAAGCAAAGACUCAUUGCUUAUAGAGAAAAUCAUAGUUAUGUAUCAUCGCCGCAAUUUCAAAAGAAUGGUAAAGGAGUUGAUGUUGGAUUUGGGAUGGUUCAUUCCCAACGGUCCGGUUCUCUGAACCGGCAGACCGGUUCUGAGAAGUUGCCGCGUUUUCAGGAAGCUACCGGUUCCAGAGGCCCAUCAUGUGGGACAGGUGUUUUCUUGCCACGUGGAGGAGUCAGUACUAUGUUUGAGUCACAGAGUAAGAGACCAGGUAAAGGUUGUUCAACUGUUCUUAUACCCGAGAGAGUAGUACAAGCUUUGCAACUCCACUUUGAACAUAUUGCUGCCACGUCUGGUCCUAAACCUCCUGCCUUUCCUCCCCUACAUGAUGUUUUAGUGAGUACUAAUAGGGAUGGGAUGUAUGCCCUACAGAAACGCCAAUCACGGAAGAAACAAACGCAAGUUCAGAAUGAGAUGAUUCUGCCACGGGAGUGGACUUACUGAAGCACAAGUGGGAAUGUACUAGAGCUAUAUUUGUAGCUAUUAGUUUUAUAAAGUUGUUCAUGUUAGUAAUGCUUUGUUAGUGGUUUCUGCCAAUUAAAGCAGAAUAAAGAAAUAAAGAAAAGAUGGUUGAUAAGAAGAAUAACGAAAAUCCCUUAGUUGCUAAGUUCUACUUGGUUGCUUCGGAUUCAGUGGAUUAAUAUUUAGGGAAUUGUUUUGGAUGUAAGAUUGUAUCAUAUGAGUAGAUAGCAAAGACAGUUGAGAAUAUGUUCUUUGCUUUGUAUUUUGAUUCUUCCUAAAUAUGUGUAAGAGAAUAUAAUGAUCUAGGGUGGAUCAUAGUAUAAAAUAAAGAGACGAAUAUGUUUUUGAACCUUAUAAAUAUUUCAAUUUUUUUUUAA